CACCCCAAAUUUUUAUUACAUUUUCUGAUACAUAUUGAUGUCCUUAUGCUGCUGUGUAUAUACUGAGGCACAGGAUUAACACGAUUAACACAAUGUUCAUGAUUAUUGCCCAUCUCUCUGUCAUAGUAGUCUAAUGAGGGGAAUCACUAUGGUCACAUCUGGUCUGGUGUUUAAAUCAUAUAUCCACUGAUAAAACUAGUUUCAAUGUUAUUAAGUUACACAAUAGUAGCUGACAGGCCCCCUUUUUUCUAUAACAGCCCUUGUUAGGUUGCUCUUCUUCCUCUCUCUCUCUCUCUCCCUUGACUCUGAACUACAAAUGGCUGGACUUGCUAAGACCAAUGAUGCUGGAGAUGAUUCUGUUACACAAUGGCUGUGGGUUGACUCGAAACACAAAGAUCAUGUAUUAAAACACUUGGUCUCAAAAAAGUUAAUAGAUGAGAAAGACACCCGCAAUCCCCAAACACUUAGCUAUUUUAAGGUUACGACUAAAAGAGAGAACGUGGAGAAAAUACAAGAUGCUAUUAGAGACAUGAGUACAGUUAGAGACAUGAAUACAGUUUGGUUUCCUCAAGGUAUGUCAUAUCCAACUGAGGACUGCACCCCUAAGGCAAGGCUGGCAUCUACUACUCCACUUGCUGCUAAACUUGAUGAUGACUCACAACCAGCCACUGUUACUAUUGAGUUGACCUACACAUACGGAUGUUUAGAUGGGACUUCAAUAGAACCAAUUGUAGCUGAGCUGAUUAAAAGACUGAAAACUAGAUCUGUUUAUAAGAGUGAAGAGUUUGCCAAAGGUGUAGUGUACAAAGUGACAGUCAAUGAAAGCCCAAGGGAAUUCGUCUUCAUGCCUGCUCUACAACACACACCACCUAUCAUUAUUGUAUCUGCAGAUAUAGAAGGCUUUUGCCCAUCAAAGCCAGAUGCUGAAAAUGAUGUAUAUGAGAUAGACUCUACUGAAUGACAUCAAAGCAGAGAAAACAAUACCCUGUCUGGACUCUUGUGAAAUAGAGAAGAAGAGUUCAGAAGCAAAAGGUAAAGACAAGAAGUAAAAACAUUAAAAAAUAAGA
Amphimedon queenslandica is the source of this 1067-nucleotide messenger RNA. RefSeq lists its product as uncharacterized. The record is from RefSeq and is a predicted model, not a curated record. NCBI's taxonomy places the organism in Eukaryota, Metazoa, Porifera, Demospongiae, Haplosclerida, Niphatidae. The transcript has 4 exons. The coding region runs from base 317 to 961 and encodes 214 amino acids.